AUGCACCCGCCAUUGUUUGGCGCCUACGAGUGGAAGCUCUUUCCCAUGAUAGCGAUCGUGACUCCUCGCCAGCUGACCAACAGUAUUAAGGAGGACGAGGUUGACGUCAUUCUGGCAGCAAAGGAUGGUCGAAUCAUGCGAAACCGAAGCGAACAAUUUUGCCAUCAUCCGGAAUCCGGUCAGUGUAUCCACUGUGUGCCGUUGGAGGAAACACUUGGGACACUUUUCGCUUUGAAACUUAUGUACUCUGGCACUUUUAGAGGCAAAUUCGUUCGCUUGGAAAACGUCGUCUGUACCAUAAAACCCGGCUGUCCAGACCACCCGGCCUGGCCAGAAGGCAUUUGCACCAAGUGUCAGCCAAAACCCAUCACACUCGAAGUACAAGCCUACCGUCACGUGGAUUACGUGCAAUUUGAGAACGGCCAGAUAAUGGAGACAUUCCUGGAUUAUUGGCGCUCGACGGGUAACCAGCGAAUCGGCGUACUUCUGGGUCGCUACAUACCCUUUGAUACACCAGGUGCUCCUCCGCUUUCAAUUAAGGCCGUCGUAUCAGCCAUCUACGAGCCGCCUCAGGAGUCAACCAAUCGGUCUGUUACUCUCCUCUGCCCACUCGAGGAAUUGCUCCCACCACCUGUUUUAGCGACCGCCAAUGGUCUCGAUCUGCGUCCGGUUGGUUGGAUUUUCACCGACCUCACACCAGAGGACGGCAACAAGGGCACAGUGCUUCACUAUCGUGGAUCCAUUGUACGUUCCACCCAAAAGCGCCUUAUCAGUAGACUGUAG
This is a messenger RNA of Dibothriocephalus latus, 783 nucleotides long. The record is from the annotation of a GenBank genome assembly. Lineage: Eukaryota; Metazoa; Platyhelminthes; Cestoda; Diphyllobothriidea; Diphyllobothriidae.